UGUGAGGAGGAUUCACCUUGGACUGAAUAAGAACUUUCUAGGGAAGACAGAAGUGAUCGUUUCAGAGUCCUGGGGUAUUAGUUGAAAAGAAAGUCUGAUUUGACCUUUGAUCCUGUGGACAAACAGACAUUUAUUGUCAUCAUGGAUGGGGAAUUGCCCAGCCAGGAGACAUCUGGGUCUACAGAGACCACUAGUCAGACUGACACCAACAACAACAACCAGACUGAUGAGCCAGAGCUGGAGGAGAGUAAAGACCCAGGGAAGGAGCCUCCAGCAGGGGAGACAGUGGAAGGUCUGGGGGUAAUGAAAGUGGGGGAGAAAGGGGAAGAGAAUGCAGUACUAGAGCCGGUAGGAGAAGGGGAGGCCAGUGCUGGAGAUAAAGACAAGCCCCAGACUCCUCCAUCAGAGCAUGUUGAAGGUGACGCUGAAGAGGCUGGAAAUUCAGAAGACAAAGCCUCCACUGACGCUGAUGUGAAAGAUCCUGAACCGACAAGUGGAGAAAAAGAUGGGGAGGGAGAGAGGGAGGGAGAGAGGGAGGAAGAGAAGAAAGGUCGGCAGGUGGAAGAGGUCAAGAGUUGCGAGACUGAGAGAGAUGGAGAGGAGAUGACAGACAAAAACAAAGAGAAAAAGAAGAGUAAAACAGAGGGAAAGGCGAAAGAAGCAGAAAGAGAUAUCGAGGAAAAGACAGCAAAAGAGGCAGAGAAGAAAAAAGUUGAGGAAGUUGACAUAGAAACGAAAGACAAAGCAAAGAUUAAGGAGGUAGAAAAGCAAGGGAAGCCCAAAAGAAAGAGUGGUCCUCCCUCUUCUUCUGUGUCCCGACCAAGACAAUCUGUACGCUCUAUGAGAGCAGCAGCUAAACAAGACAUCAUUGCCAAGUUCCAGCAAGGUGCACCAGAGACACCAACACCCCGCAACUUCAAAGUUCAGAGGUCAUCUACAGCUGCUGCGACAGGAGCUUCAAUCAAACAGAAGAUGCUUCAGUGGUGUCGCAGCAAGACUCGCAACUAUGAUGGUGUCGACAUAGAAAACUUCUCAUCAUCCUGGUGUGACGGGUUGGCGUUCUGCGCUCUGAUCCAUCGUUUUUUUCCUGAUGCUUUUGACUACAGCUCCCUAAGUCCAAAGGAGAGGGAGAAAAACUUCACUCUGGCCUUCCAAACUGCAGAGUCCCUGGCCGACUGCUGCCCUCUGCUGGAAGUGGAGGACAUGAUCAUGAUGGGUAAACACCCGGACCCCAUGUGUGUAUUCACAUAUGUCCAGUCCCUCUGCCACAGCCUCUCUAAAAUAGAGAAAGAGAGGAAGGACAAAGAAAAGGAGGAGAAAGACAACAAAUCUGGCGAUGGGGGAGAGGAGAAAGAGAAGGGAGAGGUGUCACCGGAGAGGGGCGAGUCUGCUGAGCACGGGGCGAUGGAGAGCCAAGAGGAGCAACAGGGAGAUAUUACAGAGACAGAGGGUACUGGCAAGGAAGAAAAUGCAUCAAACAGCUGUGAGAGGGAGGAGUGUUAAUCAAGACAGAGUCCUCAAAAACAGACUGACUGCAAACAGAAAGACUGAAAAGACCAAGAGGAUGGUUGAUGGUUGUGGUACUUCAAUGAGUAAGUCUUAGUUUGGUGUUGGAUUGACUACUGGCAAUGUGACUUUAAUUAGCUAUAUUUUUGAAAGUGUAUUAUGCUGUGUGUUGAUGAUUUUUUGCAUGUUUGUUUUGAGAUAAUAAAUGUUUAGUCUAAAAAAUAAUAAAAUGAUGAACUUGUGAAUUAGAAAGUUGUUUGGGCAGAAAAUAUUUGUGUUGAUGUGAUGCUCAGCCAAUAUGAAUGGGAAUGAAUGACAACAAGUAUAAUGGAUGAUCAAAUUUUCACAAUUUUGCCAGUUUGUAGUACACAAAUUGUAUUACUUUAUACAAAAGCAAUACAGUGGAUAAGAAUCCAUUGUGAUUUUGAGCCAAUAACUAUAGCAUAAUGUUUUUGUU
This is a messenger RNA of Anarrhichthys ocellatus (wolf-eel), 1963 nucleotides long. RefSeq names its product smoothelin-like 1 (gene smtnl1). The transcript is spliced from 5 exons. NCBI's taxonomy places the organism in Eukaryota, Metazoa, Chordata, Actinopteri, Perciformes, Anarhichadidae. Gene Ontology annotation, molecular function: protein binding. Bases 142 to 1503 code for a protein of 453 amino acids. The record is from RefSeq and is a predicted model, not a curated record.